UGUUCGAGAUAUUGUUAGAAAUUUUAAACUUCGAUACUUUAAAGGCCCGGAUCCGCCAAUCAUACGCUACGGAGAUACCGGACGGGCCUUAUAUAUUAUUUUUUCAGGGUCCGUUGAAGUCGUUUCUGCCGAUAAUGAAACUGUUUUGGCUAUUCUUGAAGAAGGCUCCUUUUUUGGGGAAAUUGCUUUGCUUUUUUCAGUGGCGCGGACCGCCUCCGUGAGGGCUAUUAAGAAGUGUAUAUGCUUUAGUUUAUCCAAAGCUCAUUUUGAUGAAAUGCUUCAAAAGUAUCCAGACGUCGCUCAAGUUUUUUAUGAAACCAGCAAAGAACGAUUUGUUCAAUUUAAGGAACGAAUCGAAAUGAUAGAAAACGAAAGGGAACAAACAAUUCGACAAAUCAGACAAAUAUUACAGAUGGUUCCUCGGAUUAAACAUUGCAACAUUGGCUUCUUACACGUGUUGGCCAUGAAAUUGGCGACUGAAUUAGCAGCGCCACUUCAGCGAGAACUUGAAAAUUUUACUAUUUUUCAAAAACUAAUCAUUUUUAUUGGUGGAAACGUUUCUAUAUUGGGCACUGACAAAAAAAUUGUCGCUGAAAUCAAAGGCGCUGGCUAUUUUGGAGCUCUUUUUAAUAGCAGUAAAAAUAGUGAAAAAUACACAGCAGUUAUGGAGUCAAACUGUCUGAUUUGCAAUUUAACUCUUGAAGGCAUUAAAAAGUUGUUUCCUUUAUAUCCAGAAAUAGAAAAACAACUUAAGGAAGACGUUCCUUUACUGAGCGUAGAAAGAGAGCCUGCUUUAAAAAAAGCCGUAUCAUGCAUCGGUGAAUCGCCCUCGCUGCGUUCCACAAGUGGUACUCACGAGAAGCCGCUCUCCUCACUUCGUACCUAUUCGCUGGACUUCCACACACUAAAAAAGUUUUCGCGCAAUAUUAUCCUCCCUACCAACCGCGGAUCUGCUUCGCGUUAUAGUUGUAUCAAAACUGUGGAAAUCCAUAAUCCUUUCUUCAAGUUUACUAUUAUUAUUAUAUAUAAUACAAUUAAUGAAAACUCUAAUGUUUAG
Zophobas morio is the source of this 1057-nucleotide messenger RNA. RefSeq lists its product as uncharacterized. The record is from RefSeq and is a predicted model, not a curated record. The coding region runs from base 275 to 1057 and encodes 260 amino acids. Lineage: Eukaryota; Metazoa; Arthropoda; Insecta; Coleoptera; Tenebrionidae. The transcript is spliced from 13 exons.